Molecule: messenger RNA, 5467 nt
Organism: Closterium sp. NIES-67
Lineage: Eukaryota; Viridiplantae; Streptophyta; Zygnematophyceae; Desmidiales; Closteriaceae
Source: the annotation of a GenBank genome assembly
AUGGGCAGCAGGUCUACUACGCCCCUGCAGAGUUGUAGUGCGACAAGCAGCCCUGCUUCCUUUCGCGCCUCUCCUUGCAAAAUAGACCAUCCUGGUCUUCAUCCAGCUCCUGCUUGCUUCCCUUCAGCACGGAAACACCAUUAGGGCAGAAGGAAACAAAUUGCACACUUGAUAGACGUCCCAACGAGUCUAGUCACUUCUCAUCACCUGUUCUCCGACCGCAUACCUAGAUGUAACAGAUAGUCGGUUCGCGUGUGCAAGAACGGCGCCGAUAUUUUGCUGCUAUUAGUGCAUCGAUUUCCGGAUCGUAGAAUACCUUCUGCUCCUUAGCACCUGCUCUAGCGCGGCACAGACUACUAGUUCCAGGUAUGUCGAUCAGCGCAUGGUCGAGCUCAGAAUACCUUAGCCAGGUGUAUUUUGAGUCGACUGAAAGUGCAGCAACCAGUUGUGUCGACCAGCGCAUUUCCAAGCUCCGAUCAUUUUAGCGUCCUUCUCACCUCCUGUUGUUACACCGCAAUUUAGAGCCCCUAUUCGCAAUCUCCACCUUUGUAGUCUAAUUUACGGCGUAGACCCUAGGUUAGGAAUAUCAACCUUCUAAACCGCUCCGGCUUUAUCGAGUAGACGAGUAGAUAACGUCAGUUUCAAGCUUGCGAGAUUCGACAGUAACAGGUAGCAGAAGAUAGCUUUAACUCUGCCCACUAACCUAGGCCAAGUCAUCACUGGUUCACCUCGACAGGGACUCAAACAGCACUAUACCGGGGACAGCGUGUAGCGAGUUCAACAAUAUGCCGUCGCAGCGUCUUGCCCCCUCCCUUCCACCCGUCACGGAGGGAGACGAGGAGGCACGGUCCGGGGACAUGUCGAUCGCGUCGGCUUGUAGCGUGGACGCGUCGACUUGCAUUGCAAGCGACGGAGAUAGACGAGGAGAGAGAGCAGCGGUGCAGGGAGAGGGCGGCGCGGCGAACCAUAUGAGCCGCAACGACUCGGUGGCGUCUACUGAGUCGGCUGAAAAUCGGGCGGCGGUGCAGGGAGAGAGCGGCGCGGCGGCAAACCAAAUGUGCCGCGACGACUCGGCGAAGUCAACUCUUGAGCCGAUUAAAAUGCGGGCAGCGGUGCAGGGAGAGAUUUGCGGCGCGGCGAACCAAAUGUGUCGCGACGACUCGAUGACGUCGACGCCGCGAUCCGAUACGUCGGAGUGCCGCAUGGCGUACACGCCGAACGAGCUGCUGCAGAUGACUGAAGCGGCAUGGGCUGCGCCAUGGGAGGAUCGCCGUCCCGGAAGCCAAUCAGCAUCGCCAGCGCCACUUGGCUCCAAAUCUUCAUCUCAGCCGUUGGAUCUUCAGCGCGCGCUUUCCUGCGAUCGCGCGUCGCUUUCCAGCUUCAUCUUGUCGACCCCGUCGCCUGCCCGCAGAAGCGGCGGAAGCGGAAGCGGAAGCGGAAGCGGAAGGUUCUCCGCAUCGCCUGGGCGCGGAAGCGGAGGCAUCCCCGCGCAACCAAAUGCUUCCCCCGGCCUCCUCCCCCCGCAUUCCCCCAUGGUGUUGCGCGAGUGGGAGGAAUUUCUCUUCGUUAACGGUACUUCCCCCUCCCCCAACGCGUCCUUCCGCCGAUCCCGCCUUGGGGGGGGGGGAACGGGGGACGGAUCGGGGGAGAGCCGCAGUGGCGGUGGGGAAAGCGGAAGCGAAAGCGGGUUUCAGUUGGACCCGGGCCCCGCGAUCAGCGGCGGGAAUGGCGGAGACGAUGCGGCGAACAGGGACCCCGCUUUGCGAAACAUUCGACUGCCGAUCCACAAGGUCGUUCGCAGCAGCUGGCCGCGAUAUCGCCUGCGACGUCGCGACCAUUUCGGCGUCGCCAUGGAAGGCGUCGCAGAGGGCGACGAGGAAGAGGAGGAUGACGACGAGUUGUCGCCGUCGUCGCCUGCCGUCGCAGGGCUGCCUGGGCGAAGCCAGAGCGACGUGGCUGCGACAGGCACGACAGGGAUAGAACUAGCCGCAUCGGUGGCGAUUACGAUUUCGUCCGAAGCUGCGAUUGGCGCGCAUCCAUCCGACGUGGCGCGAUCCGGAGCCCUAUCCGUCAGUCAGCGACUCGCGGCAGCGGGCAAUUCUCCAGCCGCUAAUGACUCUAGGCCCGUGUCGCGCCGCCUAUCCGGGCAGAUGCGGCUCGCGGGAGGAGCCUGCGGAAAAUCUGGAAUAAUUGACGGUUCUGGAGCCGGCAUGCGUGACGAAAACAGGCCUGUUGCUGACUUCUGUGACAAUAGCGAUGGGUUUGUGAAUAUGGCGGGAGGGAUGAUGGCGGGGGGAAACGUGGGGAAGCUGUUUCAGCUGCUAGAGCACGUGGACAAGCACGGGGAUUAUUUCCGCGGUGACGUGGAGGACCCUGAUUCGACGAGCAGUCUGGAGCUGGAGGACGCGGCGAUGGAUGACGAACCAGGGUUUCUCGCGCGGACUGACGUGGCGCGGCUCGUUACGGACGGCACGGAUACGCAGUAUUUGCCCCGGCUGAACAAGUACUUCCCCUUCGGCGCGUUCACCAUCUUUUUGAUGAUGCAGGCGCUAGUGGCGGUGGUGAAGUCCCCCAGCGACAAGCGCGCCAUGACUGCCACGUCACUCGCCAUCUGCUUCGCCGUGUCCGUCGUUUGCCCCUUCAUCAAACGCACAGGGCACACCGCGCUCGUCCCCCGCAACAGCUGGAAGUGGCCCCUGGCGGUGCGGGUGGGAUCCACCAACCUCUUCAUCCACGCCGACGCCCAGACGCUCGCCCAUGCCGUCACUAAGGCCAUUGCCUUUAUUCCCCUGGGGCUCUGCAACGAGACUGCAGCGAAAAUACUCUUCCCAGGCCUCCAGCCCUACUGGCUGCUCUUGCUGCAGCUCUCCACGUUUCUCCUCGUCGCCUCCCUCACCUUCUUUGUCCACGACCAUGUGCCAUCCAUCCGCACCGCUGCCAGGCCUCUCGAACCCUCGCUUUUCCCUAUGACUGUCGAUGACGAAGAGGAAGAGGAUGGCACGCCACAUCCGCAUUGCCACUGCACGGCAUGUACAGCCGCUACCGAUGCUGCUGCUCACAACAACUCGUCUGCAGCCUCCUGUGCCUGCCACCAGCAGCAGCACCACCACCAGUGCCAUUCCUUCACCCCCCACCAACAUCCCCACACCUGCCAACACCACACCUGCCUACACCACACCUACCACAGCUACAGUCACGCCCGCCAGUGCCGCUGCCACAGCCAGGGUGGCAACAGCGGGUACUGCAACAGCAGCAUGACUGGCGGUUACAGUAACAACAGCGGUUACAGUCACAGCGUCACGGGCAGCUACACUCACAGUGGCAUGACCGCUCCUUACAGUAACAGCGGCAUGACCCCCGGUUACAGUCACGAAGGCAGGGGGUCGUCGUUCCUCGGCACGCCUUGCGAGUCGAAGUCGAACGCAGCGCUUCACUUCAACAGAUCGGGAUCCAUAAACUCAGUCGAGUGCACCCCUCAGCUGAACUCAGCUCAACUGAGCGUGCGUUCCUCCAUGGAGCUUCACUCGUCUGCUGAAAUUCGGUCCACUCGUUCCUCCCUUGAACUUCAACUUCAAUCCGUUGGCGGCCCCCAUUCCACCGAGCUUCUUUCAACGGACGUGCAGCGUUCAGGACAACUACUCUCUGUAUCUGGCAGCACCCCACCCACCAACCAUCCCAGCAGCAGCAGCACGCCACGCCACAACGUCUCUUCUGCUGGCCACACCCCUCCGCCUCCUGGCAGCCAAUCAGCUCAUCCCUUGAGUGCACAUGCCUGCUCGCCUGCACCUGACCCCCCUAUCAGCAGCGGCAGCACGCCGGGCCACAAUGUCUCUUUCGCCGGCCACACCCCUCCUGCUGCUGCCAGCCAAUCAGCUGAUCCCGUGUAUGCUGCAGAUGCCCGCUCGCCCGCACCUGACCACCCGUCUGUCAGCAGCAGCGGCAGCACCCCUUGCCACAACGUCUCUUUCGCCAGUCACACCCCUCCUCGCCACUUUGGAGCCGGCUCCACCCCCCCUCUCCUUAGGGGCCUCCCAAGCCCGCCUUCUGCUUCAGACAGCCCGUUCAGUGCGUCUGUCCACUCUUUCUCCACCCCUGCUCCUGAUUCUACUGCCACGGUUGGCUACAGGACUGCUUCUGCUGGCUUCAGCACUGUUGCUGCUGGCUCCACUCCCCUUCUCCUGAGAGGCCUCCCAAGCCCCCCUUCUGGUAUAGACAGCCCAUUCAGCGCAACCUUGUCGGCCUCCCCUCCUGCUCCUGCCGCCCCCUUUUCUGCUUCUUCUGCUGCUGCUGCUGCUGCUGCUGCUGCUGCUGAUGCUGCUGCUGCUGCUGCUGCUUCUGCUGCUGGUGCUGCUGCUGCUGCUGCUGAUGGUGCUGAUGCUGCUGGUCCGUUGGAAACAGAUGGCCUUGAUGGGUGCGGGGGGGCGUCUCCUGGAGCAGCAAGCGACUGCAGUAGCAGUAGCAGUGGUGGCAGCAGUGGUGGCGGCAGUGACAACGGCACUCGGUGUGGGUUGCUGUGCUUGGUGCGUAGGAACAGCAGCGGUGGCAGCAGCUGUUGCAGAGGCGUCAGCAACAGCAGCAGCAACAACAACGGCAAUGGCAAAAGCAGUGGCAAUGGCAACGGCAGCAGCAGCAAGAGUGGGAGGGGGUUGGAAGAAGAGGCAAGGGAGAAGAGGAGUGGGGAUGAAGAGAGGAGGGAGGGUAAAGGAGUGUUUCUUGAGACCUGUCAAAUCACUGGGGAGGAAGCCGAGGAGAAACGGAUUCCUUCCUUGCAAGUGGCUGCAAAUAAGCCCCAGAUUACUGAAGAAUCAAGAAGAGGCGCUAGUGUGGCUGAUUCGGGUAGCAGGGUUGACAAUAGUGAGGAUAGAAUAGAACGGGGUGCGCGUGCUUGGAGGCUAAUAUCACCCCCUAUGAUGGUGAAGGGAGGUAGACAAAAGGAGGAGGGGGGUGAGAGAUUGUAACAUCUGUCGCCAUCUGUUGCAAAGGGAGGAGGGUAGUGGGACUCCUCAACAUGUGAGAAAGAGCAAGGAGGCAACAGUCUCACAAGAGUGAAAGAGGGUGGGAGGAAGCACGAGAGUGUGAGGGUGGGAGGAAGCACGAGAGUGAACGGGGGGAAUGCAGCCGAUGUACCAAGAAGACAUGGGUGAAAGUCAGGCAGGGAGUGAAAGGGGGGAAGGGAGUGAAAGGGGGGGAGGGAGUGAAAGGGGGGGAGGGAGUGAAAGGGGGGAACAAGGAUGGAAGAGAUGGGUUGUUCGAAUUUGGUGGCUGCUACUGCCACCGGUGAUGGCCACGCAUGGUAGACCAACCGUGUUAGAAAGGAGUAGGGCGUUGAACUUUCUUAACGCGUAGAUAACUUGUAGGCAUCUUUAUGAGUCUAGAAAAGGCUGUAGGUUUUGAAGCUGUGUUAGGGCGUAAACUAUUUGGCUCUGGUUAUUGCUCUACCACAUUUGACUCUGCUUUCCCCUAUAUA